Molecule: messenger RNA, 432 nt
Organism: Miscanthus lutarioriparius
Lineage: Eukaryota; Viridiplantae; Streptophyta; Magnoliopsida; Poales; Poaceae
Source: the annotation of a GenBank genome assembly
AUGCAGACACACAAAGCAGACUUUGUCGUUCUUUGCAUAGGGAUGUUCAGUGGUGUGCCCGACAUACCCACAUUCCCAGCAGGUAAAGGUCCAGAAGUAUUUGAUGGGCAGGUGAUCCACUCCAUGGAUUAUGCCAAAAUGGGCACAAGUAAAGCUAAGGAGAUGAUCAGGGGCAAGCGUGUGACUGUCGUUGGCUACAUGAAAUCUGCACUUCAUAUUGCCGCUGAAUGUUCCGAAGUAAAUGGCACUGCUCACCAAUGUACAAUGGUGGUCCGGACAAAGCACUGGAUCGUACCGGACUACUCCGUCUGGGGCAUCAAUGGCAAAAACUUCACUCUCAACUGUUUCUCUGAACUCCUCGUCCACAAGCCUGGCGAGGGCCUCCUCCUGUCGAUCUUGGCCACUCUCCUGACUCCCUUGGUAACUAUAUAA